Messenger RNA from Culex pipiens pallens (northern house mosquito), 2159 nucleotides. Its product is annotated as trissin receptor. The record is from RefSeq and is a predicted model, not a curated record. Gene Ontology annotation, cellular component: plasma membrane. Gene Ontology annotation, biological process: G protein-coupled receptor signaling pathway. The transcript is spliced from 9 exons. Lineage: Eukaryota; Metazoa; Arthropoda; Insecta; Diptera; Culicidae. Gene Ontology annotation, molecular function: neuropeptide Y receptor activity. Bases 534 to 2063 code for a protein of 509 amino acids.
CAGCCGAGCCAUCAUCCGAAAAAAAAACAAAGUGAAAUCGUCUCGCCUUUUCCCGUAACCUGAUAAGAAACCGCAGACGUCAACGAGGCAGAGAAGAAGGAAAAUCGAGAAGAAGAAGAAAAACGAUAAUGGGAACGAAGACGACGCCAGCGACUGUUGGUUGUCUUUUCACGAAGAUAAACGAAGAUCGUCGGCAGUGGUGUUGGUGUUGUUGUAGGUGUGAUGGUGACACGCAACAAUAAAUCUUGUUCACUCCCACAAGUGAACAGAAGAGAGGUCCUUUCUUCUAGUGCGGUAGGUGGGUGAUGAGGUGAAAAUGACCUAGUGCAUAACCAAUAAUCUUAGAAUGCAAACAAAGUUAAACUGAACCAUGUUUCUCGUGAAACCCGUGUCAUCAUCAUCGUUAGACAAGCCUCCUGAAUGUACCAAAAAUGUGCUUAAAAACAUAGUGAAUAAACCACCAAAGUUUUCCGAAGAAAACCCCUGAAGCAGGAAAACCGCCCAAAACCACAACGAAAUCAAACCCCCGCAAAAUGUCCUCGCUCAAAUUCAUCGACUACAUGAACAUCAGCUCGCUGAGCGCAAUAAGCUUCGUGAACGCAAGCCUUGCUUAUCUGAACAGCACCAACGGUAGCACUGCCUCCUACCCCAGCGCUGUCAAUCUUACCACCGGCAACGGCAGCAUGUUGCUGGAAAUGGCCUCACCACCUUCCGCCGCGUCCGCACUUCCGGCCCUGUUCAGCCUGAACGGAACGGCGCUGGACUUUGGACUGGGGGGAGUGGGGGCCGGGCCGGGGGGAAGCUACCCCGCCCCCAACUACAGCUUCCCCUUUCACAACUUUGUGCAGAAAGAGUUUAUCUUCGAUCGGACCGAUGUGAGAGUGAUUUUCAUUACGCUGUACUCGCUGGUGUUUUGCUGCUGCUUUUUUGGCAACCUGCUGGUGAUACUGGUAGUAACGAUGUCCCGCCGGUUGCGCUCCAUCACCAACUUCUUCCUGGCGAACCUGGCCGUGGCCGAUCUCUGUGUGGGGGUGUUUUGUGUGAUGCAGAAUCUGACGAUCUAUCUGAUCGAAAGCUGGGUGUUUGGAGACUUCCUGUGCAAAAUGUACCAAUUUGUGCACUCGCUCAGCUACACGGCGUCCAUCUUCAUCCUGGUGGUGAUCUGCACGGAGCGGUACUUUGCCAUCAUCCAUCCGAUCACUUGCAAGCAGAUACUGACCUCGAGGAGGUUGCGGCUGGUCAUCGUGGCCGUCUGGAUCACGUCGGCCGUCUACUCGGUGCCAAAGUUUAUCUUCGUCCGGACGAUUACGAACAACCUCGGCGACGACCAGCUCGAGACCAUCUGCAUCGUGAACCGGAAGGCGUUCAACUCGGAGCUGUUCGACAUCAUCAACUUUGCCUUACUGUACCUGCUGCCGCUGCUGGUCAUGACCAUUCUGUACAGCCGGAUAGCGAUCGCACUGUGGAAGAGCUCGCGGGGGUUGGAGCGCCACAUCGCGCUGCAGAACACGACCUCGUCCAGCUACUCGAACAACUUCCACCGGAAGCCGAGCAGCAAGUACGAGAAGCGCGCCGUCGGCGUCACGGAGAGUCAGGUCUCGGUGGAGUCGGACAAGGUGGUGGUGACGACGUGGCGCUCGCAGAACAGCUUCCACCAGCAGCGCCACCACGGUACGCAGCUGACGCAGGUCAGCCACUCGUCAAACAAUGUGCUGCGGGCACGCCGUGGGGUAAUCCGGAUGCUGAUGGUGGUGGUGCUAACGUUUGCCCUCUGCAAUCUGCCGUUCCACGCGCGCAAAAUGUGGCAGUAUUGGUCAACCGACUACAAAGGUGACUCCAACUUCAACGCCCUGUUUACGCCGCUCACCUUCCUCGUGACGUACUUCAACUCGGGCGUCAACCCGCUGCUGUACGCCUUCCUCAGUCGGAACUUCCGCAAGGGAAUGCGCGAGCUGUUGCUGUGCUCCUUCAAGAAGAACAAAAACAAAUCCCUCAACCAGCGGAUCCCGAUGCACAACCAUUCCUUACGAACCGAUUCAACCCAUGUAGGAUUUCCCCAAUGAUGCUACGACCUGAUCGUGUGCCGGCGGCGGUGGCGGCAAACCUCCUCCUGCUGCUGCUGCUGCCCCUCGUGGAGCUUCCGGAGCUCGCUGGCACCC